CGAGUUUAUGGAAGGAAAAAGCUUUGACGCGCUCGAGCUUCAAGGUGUGUGGUGCAGCUGUAGUGUAUUGUGAAUAAAACCAUGCGGAAAGAAUAUCGUUGUGCGUUUGCGUAUUUUUCUAUAAGUUUUGCGACGAGUAUGAAUUUCAAAUAAUCGAUAAAAAUUGAUGGAGUCGGUACCCAUUACCGCAUGAAACUUUCGAAGCUCAUGUGUAAAAUAUUGUCGCCGUGUUUAACUAUCGCUUUCAAACUAUCAGUGCGGUAAAAGUUCGGCGAGUUUCCAGACGAAAAAUGAUAUAAUUCGACAAUCAUCGUUUGAGAAGAAAAAUACACGAAAACCGAAGAAACCAUGGUUUCUGUUCAACGAGCUUUUGCCCAUAAACUUUCGACACAACAAGCUGCUGAUGUUAGAAAGCAAAUAUCGUAUACUACAAAUGUUAAAGGGGUAGGAUAUAAGAACGAAGCAAGGGCGCCGGUUGCUUCGAUUUCUCCUUGUGAUAUUGUGGACCCAUUAGACUAUGAAGAUUUCAUUCAACAACAUCAAAUGCUCAUCGAUCGACACCCUCUUCGAUCGAUUAUCGAUUUCCCGCCUAAUGAUGUUCAAGUAUUCAUCGAACCGCGUAAACUACGAACCAAGAGGCCAAUUUUACCUAAAGAACCUAUCUCCGAACUCGAUCCGCAUGUCAAAGACUGCAUCGAGUGCUACACUCACGAUUGGGUGGUGGUCGAGUACUGUUACCGGCAUCAUUCUACCAGUUCUACCCUUCGUGAUAGGCCCACCGAGAGGGAGAUUUUGUUGCAAAACAUUCCGAGACAAGAGUUCGAGCUUGAUAUUAACGAACAGACUUUAUCCGACGACGAUAGCACCCUGAGAGGUGGUAGCGAAACGUCUUCCAUAGCCAGAAAAUCUGUAGCUAGUCAGAAUUCCGCUGAAACUCAUCGAAGCAGUUGGGCUAGUUUUGAUCUAAUGAAUACUAUGAACGAUCCAUUAUUAUUAUAUUUACUUCAACGAUCGCCUCAAGAGACAGUUGAAAAUGAAAAACAAGAAAAUCGACAAGAAGCGUUGAUGUUACUAUACCCACCUAGUGAUAUCGAAGACUUCGUCGAACGACGAGCCCAUCCAGAAAUGCCGGUUGAAUCCUUAACACACCGAAUUCUCGUGAAAUUCUCACAAUUAAAAUUAGAGCUCGAAGUCGAACCGAUCUUCGCUUCAAUUGCGUUAUACGAUUGUAAAGAACGACGUAAAGUAUCAGAGAGCUUCUAUUUUGAUUUGAAUUCCGAUGACAUUAGAACUAUGAUUUCGCCUCAUGUACCCUACGUCGACGCCAGCACGCAGAGCAAAGGGUGUAUUUUCAAUAUUACCUACCCUUCGCCGGAUCUCUUUUUGGUUAUUAAACUAGAGAAAGUUCUUCAGGGUGAUAUCAACGAUUGUAUCGAACCGUACAUGAAAGAAGAAAGGAAUCUCGAAAAAAUCAAAACAAACGCUCUUAUGUCCUGCGAACGUCUAGGCAAGUAUCGAAUGCCCUUCUGCUGGACGCCCGUCUACUUGAUGAACGUGAUCAAUGGUAAAAAUAGCCUAGAACGUGAUACAAACGAUAAAGAAAGCUCUGGUUCAAACAGCCUUGAUCGUAAAUUCAGCGGUAGUAAUUUAGAGCAAUUACGUAAAAAAGCCACCGAAAUUGGAUUAACUAGAAGAGGUUCGUUAGAAAGGAAGAGUACAUCUGAUAAACGCAGUAGUUGGUCUUCGGACGACCUAACCUCGAAUUUCGAUACAUUUAGUCCAGUUACGUUGAAAAUAUCGCAUUUCUUCAAACAAGAAUCGGAUCGUUUACACGAUGAAGAUUUGUACAAAUUUUUGCAAGAUUUUAAACGAACGAAUUCGUAUUUGAAGAAAUUUAAAAGCAUAUCAGGUUUAUUGCAAUUAGACAUAUCGCCGUGUCCGGAAGAACUAAAGGCUAACUGUUUGACUCCCGAAUUAGAACCUCUGAUGCCAUAUACAGAUGAAAAAAAUAAAAUUAUCAAAGAAGUACUGGAAUUUCCCUCUAAGGAGGUAUAUAUUCCUCAUUAUUUGUACAGAAAUUUGUUGUACGUCUAUCCAAAGGAACUGAAUUUCACUGGAAGAGCUGGCUCAGCUCGAAAUAUCGCCGUGAAAAUGGAAGUACUUUUCGGUGAAGAUAGACAACGAAUUUUAGACGUAAUAUAUGGGAAAUCAUCGUGUCCUCAGUUCACUUCGGAAGUAUACGCUGCUGUGAAUUAUCAUAAUAGGUGUCCUUGUUUCCAAGACGAGUUUAAAGUUCAAUUACCGGCGAAUCUAAGCGAUCAGCAUCAUUUAUUCUUCACCUUCUACCAUGUGAGUUGCCAGAAAAAGGUAGAGAAUAAUUGCGUCGAGACUCCAGUCGGAUAUACGUGGUUACCAUUGUUGAAAGAUCAUCGUCUGCAAACUGGCGAGUUUUGUCUUCCGGUUACCGUUGAGUAUCCUCCGUCAAAUUACUCGUAUAUUUCACCCGAUGUAUUGUUGCCUGGCAUUAAAUGGGUGGAUAAUCAUAAGAGUUUAUUUAGCGUGUGUGUGGAGAGCGUUUCUUCUGUUCAUACUGGGGACCCUUCUUUGGACCAAUUUUUUGUAUACGAUAGUAUGCUUGAGCAUGGCUCGAUACCUGCCCGCCUAGUCAACGAUACGAAUAUUGAGAAUGAAUUCAAAAAUAGAAUUUUAAACAUUAGUCAAGCUAAACUGGAACCUUUAGUGAAAUUCUUACCGUUAGUGCUAGAUAAAUUAUUAACGUUGCUAGUAAAACCACCUAUUUUAAAUAAUUGCGUUUUCAAUAUCGGACAAGCUGUUUUUGAAACAAUCGCUGUUAUAGUGAAGCUUAUAAAUACGGGGUUGCCCGAAAGUGAGCAGGAGACGGCCGGAUGGCAUAGCCUUUUGACCACAUAUACAGCGUACCAAUGUUGUAUACCUAACCUGGUAUCGAAAUCGUGCUCUUUGGAUAGCCCAUUAAGGAAAGCGAACUCUAUUCAUAGGAGUGAAGUUGACGGUGAAAUCGAUAUGUAUACGAAGAAAAACUUCGUCCGUAAAAUCAAACCGAGUGGAAUCCUCAACGGUGGUUUCAACGUAUCUCGUUCAGAUGCUGCUAAAUUACUUCACGAAGAGAUUGCUCUGCAAUGGGUAGUUACAAGUGGAACGGCUCGCGAAUACGCGGUCACGAAUUCAUGGUUUUUCUUCGAUUUGAUGAUCAAAAGUAUGGUCGAGUACAUGGCAUCAGUAUGUGGUUUGGAUUCUUCUCGUAAACACCGGUUCUCCGAGCAAUUUUUGGAUGAUAUUUCUACUCUAGUCACUACUUUUACUUCGGAUAUCAUUUCUGGAUACAGUAAAGAUAUCAAGUUAAUCCAAAGCAUGAACUGCAGUUUGGCGUUUUUUCUCUUCGAUUUAUUAUCCAUAGCGGAUCGCGGUUUUGUGUUCAUGUUGAUCAAAACAUACUAUAAGCAUAUGUCGACCAAAAUAUCAUCGUUACCUGACGCUCACACUUUAUACAGUCUCAAGUUGGAUUUCUUGAGAAUUAUAUUCAGCCACGAACAUUUUGUCGCUUUAAAUCUACCUUACGGCACGCCUUUCAUGUCAAGCUCAACAUCUACCUCGCCAUCUCCUUCGGUAUCAUCGACAACUAGUCAAUCAUCGUUUAUGUCGUUUUUAACGACCAAGGAUAAAAAACUGUACGCCGAAUUGUCUCCGGAGUUUAGACAGCACCAUUACUUCGUAGGGCUAAUAUUUAGCGAUUUAGCCACUAUCCUGGACAUGCAGAUACCGGUGUUACAUAGCAAAGUAGUGAAUAUAAUUAGAAAUUUAAUGACGUCCCACGAUUCGGAUGUCCGAUACGCUGAACCUGAAUCAAAAGCUCGAGUUGCUGCCCUUUAUUUACCAUUGUUGUUAAUUGUGAUGGAUAUGUUACCUCAACUUUAUUCUUGGAAUAAUGAUUUAAAAAGUCGAUCUUUACUUAAUCAAAGUACUGAAUGUGAGCAAACAAAUGGCAUACAUCAGUCGAUUGCGAUGGCCAUAGCUGGAACGUCUAUGUUUGGUAUCAAACACAGCUCUAGCGAUGCUUACAGAUUCGCACAACAACCUCGAAAAUGUACAUUAAGCAACGAAACAACACAGAAUUUGCUGAUUUGUUUCCUAUGGGUUAUAAAAAAUAUGGCUAAAGAGAUGCUCAGGAAGUGGUGGACUGAAUGGUCUACCCAAAGACUGCUCCAGAUGUUGGAGAUGUUGAAUAUUUGCAUAUCAUGUUUCGAGUAUAGAGGACGUAAAAUCAUGAAAAGUGCUAGUCAACAAACGUUCAAUAAAACAAUGGAUAUCAAAUCAAGACUGGAAGAUGUGAUAUUAGGUCAAGGUUCUGCUCGUUCUGAACUAAUGAUGAGAAAAAAAGGUGGUCCCGGUGAUCGUUAUAGAUGGCGUAAAGAUCACGUCUUAUACCGUCCCAAUUCAGAAGCUACAGAUAAACCUAAACCCGAACAUGAAAAUGAUUGCCAAGUUGAAGGCAACCUGGCCACUGAAGUUAGUUUCAUCGUUUUAGAUACUUUGGAACAGAUCGUACAGGUGGCUACUCAAUGUGAUCAUUUACACAGUAUCUUAGAAAGCGUACUGAAAGUUUUGCUACACGCUUUGUCGAGAAAUCAAAGCACUUGUGUUCUGCAAAGUAUGUUCGCGGUUCAAAGAUCCUUUGUGUAUAAGUUUCCAAAUUUAUUAUUCGACGAAGAUACCGAACAAUGCGCUGAUUUAUGCCUACUUCUAUUGAAGCACUGUUGUUCGAAUUUAGGAAAUAUUCGGUCUCAAGCUGCGGCUUCCUUGUAUAUGCUGAUGAGGCAGAAUUUCGAAAUAGGAAACAAUUUCACGAGAGUUAAAAUGCAAGUCACGAUGUCGUUGAGUUCACUCGUCGGCACUAGUCAUACUUUUAACGAGGUGGCUUUGCGAAGAUCGCUGAAAACUAUUUUAAUGUAUUCGGACGAGGAUAAAGAAUUACAAGAUACCACGUUCCCGGAACAGGUGAAAGAUUUGGUAUUCAAUUUGCACAUGAUAUUAUCAGAUACGGUCAAAAUGAAGGAAUUCCAAGAGGAUCCCGAAAUGUUACUAGAUCUUAUGUACAGAAUCGCAAAAGGAUACCAAAAUUCGCCCGAUUUGAGAGUCACCUGGUUAGCCAACAUGGCUCAAAAACAUAUGGAACAUAAUAAUCAUACAGAAGCUGGAAUGUGUCUAGUGCAUAGCGCAGCGCUGGUUUCGGAAUAUUUGCAAAUGCUCGAGGAUCAACAGCAUCUUCCAUUGGGAGCUGCCAGUUUUGAAAAAGUAACGUUGAAUAUACUAGAAGAAUGUGCUGUAUCCGACGACGUGCUUAGGCCAGAAGAAGAAGGGUUUUGUUUAGGCAAAGAUUUCACGGAAAAUGGAUUAAUAGGGUUAUUAGAACACGCAGCCAGUUCUUUUCAAUUGGCUGGAAUGUAUGAAGCUAUGAGCGAAGUAUACAAAGUAAUGAUACCGAUUAUUGAGAAAAAUCACGAUUAUAAAAAAUUAGCCAAUAUUUAUAGUAAAUUGAACGAAGCAUAUACCAGAUUGGAACAAUUACAAGGGAAACGUAUUUUUGGAACGUACUUCCGAGUUGGAUUCUAUGGCACAAAAUUCGGUGACUUGAAUGGCGAAGAAUUCAUUUAUAAAGAACCCACUCUUACAAAAUUAUCAGAAAUAUUCAGUCGGCUUCAAAGUUUUUAUUCCGAACGAUUCGGACCAGAUGUCGUGAAUAUUAUCAAAGAUUCCAACCAUGUCGACCCAAAUACUCUAGACCCAGACAAAGCCUACAUACAAAUUACCUACGUAGAGCCUUAUUUCGAAACUUACGAAGAACGCCAUCGUAAAACGUACUUCGAAAGGAAUUUUAACCUGAAACGAUUUGUAUAUGCAACCCCUUUCACAUCGAAUGGGAAGCCUCAUGGUGAUCUGCAUGAGCAAUGGAAACGUAAAACUACUUUGACUGUUGCUAAUCAUUUUCCUUAUGUGAAGACCAGAAUCCAAGUAGUCGAUAGGAAACAGAUUGUAUUGACGCCUAUCGAAGUGGCCAUCGAGGACAUCCAAAAGAAAACUGCUGAACUGGCUCAUUCCAUUCAGCAAGAUCCACCUGAUACGAAAAUAUUACAAAUGGUCCUCCAAGGAUGUAUUGGAACCACUGUCAAUCAAGGUCCAAUGGAGAUGGCGACUGUAUUUUUAACCCCUUUGUUAGACGAAAAUCAUGAACCUACUAAAUUACAAAAUAAAUUAAGACUUUGUUUCAAGGAUUUCUCCAAAAAAUGCUCGGACGCAUUACGCAAGAAUAAAAAUCUCAUAGGACCCGAUCAACGUGAUUAUCAACGCGAAUUAGAACGUAAUUAUCACCGUUUUACCGAUAAACUCACGCCACUUAUUACAAUCAAAAGAACGGAUAAUACUUUGAAAUGUCUGAAAAGCUGAAAAUCAAUCUCGCUGACACGAAGCUAGAUGAUUGAAAUUUAGGUAAUUAGUACUGUGUUCGAUACGCUUAAAUUUGAUGUUUUAUUUCAUUUUUUCAUUUUUCAUUUUGAAUCUUAUUUUUUGUCUGUAUGUAAUUUUUAUUUAAUUUAUUUUCAACGAACAAUAAACAUUUACCAUGUUUUUAAUUUUUAAGAUAAUUUUAACGAUUUUUACAAGUUUUAACCAAAGACUGUAGUGCGCUAGUGUGAAGAAUUUUUUACUGAUGCUUUUUACAAUUUUUUCAGUUUGUCUUUUCUGAUAUUUUUUUGUGCCAGCUCUCUACGUUUUACGUGUCCUUUUUAUAAUAAUGUAUAAUUGGAUAUGUGAUUUUACAAUUUUGUCUAGUGCCAAUAAAUCAUCGAUAUGUGGGAAGUUGA
This is a messenger RNA of Planococcus citri (citrus mealybug), 6896 nucleotides long. It is a transcript of the gene Zir, whose product is annotated as Zizimin-related. The transcript is spliced from 38 exons. Bases 349 to 6480 code for a protein of 2043 amino acids. Lineage: Eukaryota; Metazoa; Arthropoda; Insecta; Hemiptera; Pseudococcidae. Gene Ontology annotation, biological process: positive regulation of GTPase activity; small GTPase-mediated signal transduction. The record is from RefSeq and is a predicted model, not a curated record. Gene Ontology annotation, molecular function: guanyl-nucleotide exchange factor activity.